Molecule: messenger RNA, 2574 nt
Organism: Pipistrellus nathusii (Nathusius's pipistrelle)
Lineage: Eukaryota; Metazoa; Chordata; Mammalia; Chiroptera; Vespertilionidae
Source: the annotation of a GenBank genome assembly
AUGGCGGCGGCGGCGGCGGCGGAGGGCGCCGGCAGGGAUGCGGGUCCCGCGCCGGGCGCCCGCAGCCCCAGCCCGUCGCCUGCAGGAGACGGCGAGGAAGCGGCGGGCGAGAAGAACCCGGGGCAGAAAGGAGCGGAGGCCGCGGGGGACAGCGAGGAGGACGGGGAGGAUGUGUUCGAGGUGGAGAAGAUCCUGGACAUGAAGACCGAGGGGGGUAAAAUCCUUUACAAAGUUCGGUGGAAAGGAUACACCUCAGAUGAUGAUACCUGGGAGCCUGAGGUUCAUCUUGAAGACUGUAAAGAAGUUCUUCUUGAAUUUAGGAAUAAAAUUGUGGAUAACAAAGCUAAACCAGUCAAGAAAGAUAUUCAGAGAUUAUCUUUAAAUAAUGACAUAUUUGAGGCAAACUCUGAUAGUGAUCAGCAAAGUGAGACAAAAGAAGAUACUUCUCCAAAAAAGAAAAAGAAAAAAUUAAGGCAGAGAGAAGAGAAAAGUCCAGAUGAUCUGAAGAAGAAAAAAGCAAAGCCUGGGAAACUAAAAGAGAAAUCUAAACCAGACUUGGAGAACUCUGAAAUUUCAUUUUUUGAUUUAAGGACAAAGAAAAGAAUUUUUGAAGCCAAAGAAGAAUUAAAGGAAUCCAAAAAGCUCAAAAAAGAUGAUAUAAAAGAAACUAAGGAACUAAAGAAAGUUAAAAAGGCUGAAAUAAGAGAUUUAAAGAUUAAAAUAAAAGAAGAUUUCAAAGAAAACAGAAAAACAAGAAAAGAGAAAUGUGUUGAAUCUCAGUUGGACUCUGAAUCAGAUGUACUUAAUGAUCUCUCCUUUCAGGAGGGGGACAGUGAAGAUUUACAGUCUGACAACAGAGAAGAGAAACUAAAGAUUAAAAGUGGAAAAGACAAAGCAGGGCUAGAUGCAGCUCAAGAUGCUGUUCUAGACAAGCUCCUGGACAGCUCCGGAAGUGCUGAUGAAGAUGCUGACGUCAGAGGAAGGAGAAACAAAAAGAAACCCAGAAAGGCUGAGGAACUUAAAGAGAGCAAAAAGCUAGAAAACAAGAACCUUUCUUUAGACAAGAAAAAUGCACAUAAAAAGCUGAGGAAUCAAGACAAAAGCAGAAGUAUUACUGAGUCCGAUAACCUGACAUCGGGGCUGGCCCAGACACACAGGAGCUCCAGGGCGGGAGGGGAAGAGCGAGGCCUUCGGUCCACCGACUCUGCUGGAGAAGAGAAAGAGACCAAAAAAAACGAACCCAAAGAAAAAUAUCAAAAAAGACAUGAUUUGGACAAGGAAGGCCGCAGAGAGCCAAAGGGAUUAAACACACUUAAGGACAUCAGAAAUGCAUUUGAUUUAUUUAAAUUAAUUCCAGAAGGAAAAAAUGAUUUUCCUGAGAAUAAUCAGAAAAGAGAAGAAACACUACUGGAUUGUAAUUUUGCAGAAGAUCACAAAGCCAGGGAAAGCAAUCAGGUACUUAAAGAAAGGAGAAAUACAAGAGAGGAGGCUGACAGCUGGGCAUAUAUAGCUGCAGAAGGUGAUCAGGAUGUUCUAGACGGUAUGUGCCCAGCCGACGAGAAUACUGAUGGCAGACAGCAGAUUUUGAGUCUGGGCAUGGACCUGCAGCUGGAAUGGAUGAAACUAGAAGAUUUUCAAAAGCAUCUUGAUGGGGAAGAUGAGAACUUUUCUGUAACAGAUGCUGUUUCAACUAAUUUAUUGAGAGAUGCUGUAAAAAAUGGGGAUUAUAUUACUGUGAAGGUUGCACUUAAUUCAAAUGAAGAAUAUAACUUGGACCAAGAGGAUUCAAGUGGGAUGACACUGGUGAUGCUGGCUGCAGCUGGAGGUCAGGAUGACCUAUUGAGGCUCCUCAUCAGAAAGGGAGCUGGCGUGAACGGCAGACAGAGGAAUGGGACCACCGCGCUCAUUCAUGCAGCUGAAAAGAACUUUUUAACCACAGUGGCUAUUCUUUUGGAAGCAGGAGCUUUUGUAAAUGUCCAGCAGAGCAGUGGUGAAACCGCUUUAAUGAAGGCCUGUAAAAGGGGAAAUUUGGAUAUUGUACGACUUGUAAUUGAAUGUGGAGCUGACUGUAAUAUUUUGUCAAAGCACCAAAAUAGUGCAAUGUAUUUUGCAAAGCAGUGUAACAACGUGUUGGUGUACGACUUGCUGAAGAAUCAUUUAGACACACUUUCAAGAGUAGCAGAAGAAACCAUAAAGGAUUACUUUGAAGCACGCCUUGCACUUCUAGAACCAAUUUUUCCAAUAGCAUGUCAUCGUCUCUGUGAGGGGCCAGAUUUUUCAAUGGAUUUCAAUUAUAAACCUCCACAGAACAUAACAGAAGGCUCCGGCAUCCUGCUGUUCAUUUUCCAUGCGAAUUUUUUGGGUAAAGAUGUUAUUGCUCGACUCUGUGGCCCAUGUAGUGUACAAGCUGUAAUUUUAAAUGAUAAAUUUCAACUUCCUGUUUUUCUGGAUAGUCAUUUUGUUUACUCAUUCAGCCCUGUUGCAGGCUUCAAUAAACUCUUUAUAAGGUUGACAGAAGCACCCUCUGCUAAGGUGAAAUUGCUAAUAGGUGCGUACAGAGUGCAGCUGCAAUGA